UUGUCAGUGCGGUCGACUCGCUGCAACUUCAGAGUGAACCCGCAGAUCAGUCGAUGCAAUAUGCGACGCGGUGUAUUCGCGGCGUUCGACGCGCGAGCUUGAUUCCGUACGAGCGCGCGGUGUACGCGUGCACGGUGGCCGUGUUCGCGUGCAUUAACGAGGGCCUGUCUCGGAUUCGGAUCAGUUAUAUUACCUAGAACGGACUGCGGCCUUUAGAGCGGACUAGCAAACUGCUUGUUAGUCCGAUAGAAGAUUUGCAAAAUGCAAAAUUGGAACCCAUGGCAGUUGUCAGCUGGUGUUACUACUCCAGUGCCGCAGCCACCGAUUGGCUACGCAGCAGGCGCAGAUCCUAUGGUUUUGAUGCAAAAUUAUAUGCAAUAUUAUAAUCAACCAACGCCUAGUGGAUAUACACCGGAGCAAUGGGCAGCUGCACAACAGCAAGGCUGGGCUCAAUGGCAACAAUGGCAGCAACAAUAUCAACAGUGGCAGGCACAAUAUGGCGACAAGUAUCAGGAAAUGAAGCAAUUACCGGCGCAGGAUAUGAACUUGGCGAAUCAGAUGCAAAUGCCACCAAACGUGCAACCACCACCUCUCCCCAAAGAGGAGACGCGACCUCCUUUACCCCCCACCACCACAAAUACAUAUCAAUUUACGAACAUGCCACCUCCGCAUCAGAACGAUCUUCCAUUAUUUCCUACGAAAGAAUCUACCAAUAAGAUAAUACCACAAGCGAAUGUGACAAAUUAUCCUACGAAUCCACCAUUACCUACGAGCCAACAACCACCUUUACCACCCAGCGAGAAUAGGGAGAAUAUCACAGCUGACAAAUCCAAUAUUAAUGUAACUAGUGAUUCCAAUAGUGCUAAAAAGUCGAAUCUCGAAGAUGAUGAAUUGACCGAAACUGAGAAAACAUUUGACGCACAGUUCAAACAGUGGGAAGAACAGUUUAACAUCUGGAAACAGCAAAAUGCCAAUCAUCCGGACAAGACCCAGUAUAAACAAUACGAAGCGAAAUGGACAUCGUGGCGUGAGAAACUGCUUGAAAGGCGCGAGCAGAUGCGCAAAAAACGCGAACAACAGAAACAGGCUGCUGCGAAAGCAGAGGUCGAAAGGAACAAAAGCAUACCUGGCGACGAUAAAAUACUGAACAUCUUAUCGAACACUGAAAAUCAACGAUUGAUCAACAAUUUAUUGGGUAUUGGGAAAACUUUGGGUCUUACAGGGAAGCAAAAUAUUCCCUCAUCUUUAUUACCACCUCCGCCACCACCUCCACUGCCAGAAUCUACAAAUUCCAGUAAUCAACCAGUGACUCAGGGUAUGCAGCAAACUCCAUCGCAAGUGAAUAUGAGUAGACCCACAGCGCCGAAUUGGUCGAACCAGCAACAAUGGGGAAGUCAACAAUAUAAUCCCAGAAUGGAGGCUCCGAGAUACGGAAUACCGACGGUGCCUCCUCCGACAAUGCUCUCAACACCGGAUGUUGGAUCACCCCAAAAAGCCUCGCCAAAUUUUGCACAAUCACAGCUGAGUCUGCCAAACAAUAACGUUGCACCAAACUUUUCACAACCUCCGCCAAAUUUCCCUAAUAAUGAUCGAAUACAAUUGCAAAAUGUGAAAGCGCCGGGUUCAACAAACAUGAAAGAUUGUCUUCCGUUUGGUUCGCCUGGUUCCUCAAGUACGGAUGCGCGUUUUAUGCAUCCAAACGAUCGACCACCUUACAAUUUUGACGGACAGCCAAACUUCAGAAGAGGCGAUCAGGAACGUUUCGGACAAGAUAAUACUAAUCCAAAUUUGCACGAACAAGAUCAGUUUAGACCUCUUUCUGAUACUUUUGACAAAGCCGACACACAACGUUUCAGAAGAGGCGACAGAAAUUUCAACGAUUUUGGGAACAAUCAAUUAAACUCGCAGAAUAAUUUUAAUUCAGGUAAUGAUCGAUUUGGCCCAGCAAAUGACCGUUUUGGACCCGGGAAUGAUCGUUUCAACAGGGAGAACAAUCGAUUUGGUCCGAUGGGAGGUGAUCGAUUCGGCUCAAACAACGAUCGUCCAGGAUCCGAUCGGUUUAACAAUGAAUGGUUUGGACAGGAGGGAGAUCGAUUUAGACCUGGAAAUGAUCGGCUCGGAAUGGACAAGGAACGCCACGGGCCUGGCAACGAUCGAUUUCCAGAUAAUGAGCGACUUGGAUCGGAUCGGUUUGUACCAGGUGGUGAACAAUUUGUUUCUGGAAAUGAUCGUUUCGAUUCCAAAGAUCGUUUUUUCUCUGGUAAUGAUCGAUUUGGGCCCAAUAGCGAACAUUUUCGCCCGAACGAUCGAUUUGGUAGAGGUAGUGCGGACUAUUUCGAUUCAAAAGAUUCAGCUGAUCACAGACGAGACAAUUUCGGUGCUAAUACUCGGGGUUUUAAUAGAAACCCAUCAUUUAGUCCACCGAACGAGCUGUCACCGGAACUGAAGAAACUUAUGGAAAAGCGAAAAGCAGCAGGGGACGUAUUCAGACCUAGUUUUAUUGAUUCCGAUAAGUCAACUAGUAUUGGUUCUCUUAGCGAGAGCUUUAAAAAAAUUACUGGUGAUUCACCUUUUAGAAGCUCCUUCGAUUUUCAAAAAAAUCUACCAAUGCGUAGUGGAUUAACAAGUAGCGGACCAUCAAGUUUUCAUCCCUCCGAUUCAGGACAAAUUUCUACUCCGUCGUAUGGGCCACGAGGACACUUUUUCAAUCGUGAUAACGAACCGCCUUUUAGAGGACAUCCAGAUAACUUUGCUAAACAUAAUCCUAUAGAUUACAAUGAACGAUUAGGGAAAAAUAUGGAAAUCCGGCCGCUUUUAAGUCAAUCCCAACCAACAAAUAUUCAAUCUCAAGAUGCUGUUAAGUAUCCUGAAAAGAUUGAAACUGCUGAUACUUUGCUGCGAACUGAUAAUAUUGCAGAUGCAAAAGAUACAGAAGCACUGCAAGCGAAUGAGGCUAAUAGUUCUAUUGAGCAAAGCGAUAACGUUAUUUCUGAUGGUUCAAAGAAUGAUAAUGGAGAGGAGAGUAAAGUUACUGACGAUGAUAAUCCUUUGCAGCAGGAUGACAAUCAACAUGAUAAUCAACGUGAUAAUCAAGUCCAAGACGACGCUGAAAAAACAAAUAAAUCUAAUAGUAAUGAUAACAUUAUUAAACAGCCUGAAAGUUUGCCUUUCAUGGGUGAAAAUGAUGCACGGCCAGUGGAUUUGAACCUUGAACCGCCACCGGAACUACCCAACUUGUGCCCUAUUACUUCGGAUUCCAGUCAAAAUAUGCCACUGAAUCCGAACAAAGAUUUCGAUAGAAAGGGACCAGCUGAUAACCAAUUCGACAUGCGGUUUAAUAAUAACUUUGGCCCUAGAGGGAUUGAAUUUAAAUCUGGUGCACCGUUUGGGCCUCGGGGUCCGCCAAUGUUUGGUCCCAGAGGUCCUCGCGCGUUUCCUGGUCCUGCGACAUUUUUAUCGCAAGCUUCUAUGGAUAUACCAUUGGGUCCACGAGGUCCGAAAGAUGGUCAAUUUGGACUUAACAUAUCCAGUGAAAGUCGAUUCAGUCCUAGAAGAUCUAACAAUGAGCAAUAUGGUGAUCGAGAACGUAACGAUGAGUUAUCUGACCCUCCAGAUAGUGAAAAAUUUGAUCCACGUGGCUCAACAGAUGAGCCAAUUAGUCAGUUCGGACCUCGACCGCCGGUAAACGCAAUGUUCGGCCUGAGAGGACCUGUCGAUCGACAGAUUGGAUCGAGGGGACCAACUGAUUUACCAUUUUCACUGCGAAAUCCCAAUCCAUUUGGACCCAGAGGCAACAAUAUGCAAUUUGGCCCUAGAGGAGUUAAUGAUCGUUCGGAUUCCCGAACACUCUCCGAAAGACCAUUUGGUCCGCGAGGACCCAAUGACGGAUCAUACGCUCCUAGAGGACCCAGUGAUACACCUUUCGGCAAACGUCUUUCCGACCCGCAGUUCGGCACUCUGACGUCUAAUAAGUUCGAUAAAGUGAAUGAGGUGCCGUUUGAUGAAAGACCUCCUUUUGAGAACAGUGGAUCGUUUGGCUUUUCUGACGAAAGAACUCUUGGUUCUCGAAGAUCUAAUGAAGAUAUGACUGGUCCCCGUGGUUCUAACAAAUCUAUGCCUCUUGGUUCUCGCGAUUCAAAUGAUGCUCUGCUUCAACGUAACCUGACGAAUUUCAAUGAGAAUCGGUUUGAAUCUCACGAUUCUAACAAUGGACCGUUUGGAUCUGACUUUAAAGCGAAAGGUCCGAUGAACGAUCCAACUAACGUAAAUUUUCCAUCCCCGAACGAUUCUCUGCUUAAUCGCGGCGAUUACAUGCGUAGAAACCCCUACAUUAGAAAAGAACAGUUUGAGGACAAUGCUUUUGCUAAGAGGAUCAGGUAUGAAAAUCCAAAGCCGGGUGAUGAAUUUAAUACAAAUGUAGGCAGAAAUCUCGAUACGGAAAUGAAGAAAGAGAAUACCAGUGAGUACGUUAGACGUAUACCUGAGCCUAAUAAAAAAGAGUUAGAAACUGCGUCUCGUCCAGGAUACGGACCCAACGAUACUUGGAAGGACAAGUUCGGCAACAGUCAGAGGUCCGAUGCGGAACAACACAAUAUCGACAGAAACGUUCCAAAUACAUUCGACGAGAAAUCGAGAUCAGAAAAAACCACGGUCGAAUCAAAGAUGAGUGAUUACAAGUCACGAUAUGGUGGUGAAUCCGCGGCUGGAUCCGAUUUCCAAUCGAAAUAUACUUCUAAUUUAUUCAUGAAACCGUCUCCAAAGGGUGGUCAAGAAUUUUGCGUGCAGAGGCAGUUCAAUUAUAAUCACGGCGAAGGUGAUAAAAAAUUCACCGAUUCGUUUCACUUCACUCCGGCAAAGGUGAUUGAUUACGGACACGUAGCUCGUACUUCGACUAUGGAUCAGCAUCUGUCAUCGGUCCAGUGUUUUGAUUACGGUCACGGGAAUCUAAAACCAGCAGUGAAUCGCGAACAGCAGCAGCAGCAGCAACAGCAAUAUUAUCCAAAGAAAGAUUUUAGAAAUUGGGUGGAGAACGAACAGAAUCUGAAGGAAUAUACUGAAAAGAUGAGCAACUACGAGAAUACGAAAGGAUUUACGGGACAAAUGUGGAACUACACGAAGAAUUACGACGUGCGCAGAUCUGCAGACUGUAAUAGACGAAAGGGACAUGAUUGGCAAUUUAAUGAUAAGAAAAUCGAUGGAGGGAAGAAAGAGAACGAUGACCGUAAAGAGAGAGGAUACAAUCUCGAAUCAGAAUCCCGAAUUUUUGAACGAAAUAUUGAUAAUAAUCAAAGCGAUCGAUACCAAAAUGAUAGAAACAUUCACAAAGAUGUAGAAAGAGUUCAAGAAUUACUUGAUUCCCGAAGGGUAAUAAAAGAUAAUGACAAAGAUGAUAAUAGAUUGAAAGGAAAUGUUAACUGGCAGGAGAAUUCAAACAAAAACGUCGUAGAUACAAAACUACAGGAGACCAGCUUUUCUCUAGAUACAAAGAAAAAUGUUGCGGAAUCAACUACAAAAACCCUGGAAUUGGCCAAAAUGCCCAAUUACACGAUGGUCGACGACCUAUUGUGUCCACCAGGUCGCCAGAACAGACCACCAAAAAUAGCUAUCAUUCUCAGAGGACCACCUGGUAGCGGCAAGUCUUUUGUGGCUAAACUUAUCAAAGAUAAAGAGGUUGAGCAAGGUGGCUGUCCGCCGAGAAUCUUGAGUUUAGAUGAUUAUUUCCUUGUAGAAAAGGAAAUAGAGACUAAGGAUGAUAAUGGAAAGAAAGUCACAGUUAAGGAAAUGGUGUACGAAUACGAAGAGGCUAUGGAGCAAAGUUACAUAACAUCCCUUAUUAAAGCUUUCAAGAAAAAUAUAAUAGAUGGAUUCUUCAAUUUUAUUAUAUUAGACUGCAUUAAUGAGAAGAUUUCGGAUUACGAAGAGAUGUGGAGUUUUGCCAAAACAAAAGGUUUCAAAGUAUACAUAUGCGAGAUGGAGAUGGAUCUGCAGAUAUGCUUGAAGAGAAAUAUUCACAACCGUACCGAGGAUGAAAUUAAUCGGAUUAUAGAUUACUUUGAACCAACGCCCAGCUAUCAUCAGAAGCUAGAUGUUAACUCAAUGUUGCAAGAGCAAGCAAUAGAAGAGGUGGACAUGGAGGAUAGUCAAGAGACUCAGGAGAAAUUGCAAACUGAAGAUAGUCAAGAUAGCCAGGAAGAUGUUCAAGAUACGAUUGGUGUUAGUAAAUGGGAGAGAAUGGAAGCUGAAGAUAAACUAGAUCGAUUGGAUGGUUUGGCAAGAAAGAAAAGCGAAGUAAAACCGCAAACUAUGGAAGAUUUCUUACAAGUUCCUGAUUACUACAAUAUGGAAGAUACUUCGGGUAAAAAAAGAGUACGUUGGGCAGAUCUAGAAGAGCGUAAAGAGCAGGAAAAGAUGCGUGCUGUCGGAUUUGUUGUUGGUCAUACUAAUUGGGAUCGAAUGAUGGACCCUACGAAGGGUGGAAGCGCUUUAACACGCACAAAGUUUUUUACGCUGUCAUAGAAAGAUUAAUAGUUUACCGUGAAUAUUAAAAAUGAAGUGCAGCAUUCAACUUAAUACAAUUGAAUAAUUUAUUAAUAUAGUUUAUCGUUUUAUGUUUGAAGAGCACUACGGUAUAUAAAAAUAGUUACAAAUAUAAACUGUUCAUAACUGUUUAGUUAGGACUUAAGAUUACAAAAUUAUUAUAAUUAUAAAAUAAUAAAAUGAAAAAUAAAGAAAAUAAGAUAAAUUUAACGCAUUGAGAUAUGGUUAUAAGUAUUAUGCAUGAAAUGUAUAAUGUAUUUGUAUCGUAAAAAUGAGACUUUGUACAAAUGAGAAAAAGUGCACGUAAUAGAAUAUAUCGAUAUGUAUAUAAUUGAUAUAAUAAAAUACACGUUCACUUUAACAA
Molecule: messenger RNA, 6901 nt
Organism: Vollenhovia emeryi
Lineage: Eukaryota; Metazoa; Arthropoda; Insecta; Hymenoptera; Formicidae
Exons: 16
Coding region: 262-6516 (2084 amino acids)
Biological process (GO): regulation of telomere maintenance
Cellular component (GO): nucleus
Source: RefSeq, a predicted model, not a curated record